AUUCAUCUGUUUGAGCAGCUGAGCGGGUGUUGCUUUAUUUAUUUACUACGCCGAACGUCGGCAAUCAGAGAUUUUUUCCGGCGAAAAUUUACCAACAAAACUAAUUAGUUUUACUGGAAAAUAGUGGACCAUGGACCAUAGAAAGUCUCCUCCCGUCAAGAGAUAUCGUCGCGCAGAGCAUGCCGAAAAGGACGAGUCUGCACUUAGUGACCUAGAAGAUCGGAACUAUGUUCCGUACGUUCCUGUUCGAGAACGGAAACGUGACAAAUUGACGAAAUUGGGAAAUAAGCUGUAUAAAGACAGGGCUGCCAAAAAUGUAGAAUCUUCAGAAUCUGAAAAAGAGGAACUUACAGACGAGGAAGAUGCUCAAGCCAUGGCGAGAAGAGAGAAUAUCUCCUUAUUGGAUCAACAUACAGAACUUAAGAAGUUGGCAGAAGCGAGAAAAGAAAGCGCGAUGGAAAAACAAUUAAAGGAAGAAGAAAAGAUUUUAGAAAGUGUUGCAGAGAAAACAGCGCUUAUGGGGGUUGCUGAAUUAGCUAAAGGAAUUCAAUAUGAAGAGCCAAUAAGAACAAGUUGGACACCACCUAAGCAUAUUAUGGAUAAAGAUCAAGAACGACACGAGAGGGUACGCAAAAAGUACUGCAUAUUGGUCGAAGGAGAAGGGAUUCCACCGCCGAUUAAGCAUUUCGACGAAAUGAAGUUCCCAAAGGUUUUAAUCAAAAGCCUCAACAAAAAAGGGAUUGUUAAACCAUCCCCGAUUCAGAUACAAGGACUCCCAGUAGUUUUAUCUGGAAGAGAUCUCAUCGGAAUUGCAUUCACAGGAAGCGGAAAAACAUUAGUAUUUGUUCUACCGAUUUUAAUGUUUUCCUUGGAGCAAGAAUAUAAGCUUCCGUUUACCCGGGAAGAGGGCCCUUAUGGUUUAAUAAUUUGUCCAUCAAGAGAGUUGGCAAAGCAGACAUACGAAAUUCUUGUUUUACUCUGUCAGACCCUGAAAGAUGAAGGUUUCCCCGAACUGCGACCAUGCCUUGCGAUGGGUGGGGUUGCAGUAACAGAAGCGUUGGAUACCAUCAAGAAAGGUGUCCAUAUUAUGGUUGCAACACCUGGUCGACUGAUGGAUAUGCUGGACAAGAAGAUGAUUCGAUUGGAUGUUUGUCGGUAUUUGGUGAUGGACGAAGCUGAUCGUUUAAUCGACUUGGGAUUUGAGGAAGAUAUUCGAACAGUCUUUUCCUACUUUAAGGCACAACGUCAAACUCUAUUAUUUUCUGCCACAAUGCCCAAGAAAAUUCAAAACUUUGCAAAAUCAGCUCUCGUCAAGCCAAUUACGAUCAAUGUUGGCCGUGCUGGAGCGGCUUCCAUGAAUGUUAUCCAGGAAGUGGAAUAUGUCAAAUCGGAAGCAAAAAUUGUUUAUCUCCUUGAAUGUCUCCAAAAAACACCACCUCCUGUUUUAAUUUUUGCAGAGAAAAAACAAGAUGUUGAUAACAUUCAUGAGUAUUUGUUACUCAAAGGUGUUGAAGCAGUUGCAAUUCACGGAGGCAAAGAUCAAGAGGAACGAUCAAAGGGAGUUGAAGCAUUCCGAAGUGCCAAGAAAGAUGUACUUGUUGCAACGGACGUGGCAUCCAAGGGAUUGGACUUUCCCAAUAUUCAACAUGUAAUCAAUUAUGACAUGCCUGAUGACAUUGAAAAUUAUGUUCAUCGGAUUGGGCGUACUGGACGUUCGGGAAAAACGGGGUUGGCCACGACAUUUAUUAACAAGGGGAAUGAGGAGUCAGUGUUGCUUGAUUUGAAGCAUCUUCUUAUUGAGGCCAAGCAACAAGUUCCAUAUUUUCUGGCUACACUGCAAUCUGAAAACGAAAAGUAUCUGGAUCUUGGAGAUGACAAGGGUUGCAGUUAUUGUGGAGGAUUGGGUCACAGGAUUACAGAUUGUCCAAAACUGGAAGCCAUACGAUCCAAAGAGGCGUCUAGCAUUGGAAGACGGGAUUACCUUGCAAAUAAUACAGCUGAUUACUAAGAUGCAUUUUAUGAAAUUUUAUAUUUUUAUUAUUAAGUAAUCACACAUAAAAUGUUACACUUAAUAUUUCGACUCAUAUUUUUAUUAUUUCUGGAUCUUGUUGAAAUUUGAUUAAAAAAUUGAAUAUAAUCAGUAUUUUUAAAA
Folsomia candida is the source of this 2152-nucleotide messenger RNA. It is a transcript of the gene abs, whose product is annotated as ATP-dependent RNA helicase abstrakt. The transcript is spliced from 14 exons. Gene Ontology annotation, cellular component: spliceosomal complex. Lineage: Eukaryota; Metazoa; Arthropoda; Collembola; Entomobryomorpha; Isotomidae. Gene Ontology annotation, molecular function: ATP binding; zinc ion binding; RNA binding. Gene Ontology annotation, biological process: mRNA splicing, via spliceosome. Bases 131 to 2008 code for a protein of 625 amino acids. The record is from RefSeq and is a predicted model, not a curated record.